UUUUGGCCGAUUGUGUGUUCACUGUUACACUCCUUCGCCAGUUGGACCUUCCUGAACGGCAUCGCAAAAAAGAAAUAAAAAAGGCCGUUUUGUACUCGCGUCAAAGAAGAGUUCGAGAACAGCGCGACCCGAAAUAAUGAGUGCAGACGAAGGCGGAGGGACGGCCCCGAUGCCGGUCACAAAUGGCGACCAGUCGCAAAAUACGCCCGAACCAUCUGUCCUGGCGACUCCAGGCAAGCGAAAGCGUGUCGCGAGUCACGACGAGAAGGCCGCCCCAGACACUGGCGCUUCUGCGACGCAAUCGCAAGAAAAGGCAAAAUUACAGGAGACGCUACGCAAUUUGGUGGACAUUCUUAGCAAGAGUGAUGCCGAUUUGCAUCUUCUAUCCUGCCCUCUACCGUCGUCGCCGGCAAAACCACGUUCGAAACGCGCAAAGGUGUCCGGUGAUAAAGACGAGAGUUCGAGUAUUCAAGCACGGGUGGCGUCAGACCGAUACGGCAGUUUGUCGGAGUUUUUGAGCGAUAUUGAGAAGGCGUCGGCAGCGGUGAUAGAGCGGAACAAAGCUCAGGCAACGCCUGCUUCAGCUGACGGAUCGCCUCUGACGGAGACUGUCAACCGCAUUGCGGCAUUCAAGAAACUCCUGAAUAGCCUUGUUCGCCAGGCACAUGUGAGCCAGGCCAACAUCAAGACUGAAGCGUCGGAAGAGGACGGAGAAGCCCCAGCGAAAUCUACUCCGACUAAUGUUGAGACCCGUAAUGACAGCCUUGUGUUGACAUUGUUUGGGAACCCCGCAAAUCCAAAACAACUCUACUCAAGCUUGCAGAAGACCGUCAAAGUUCCACUACCUUCGGAUGACGCUAAUGCAGAGAAAUUUGUGGAGGUGCAAGCGCCCUUGCGCGAAAUCGGUUUGCCCAACGGGAUCUCCACCACAAAGGUGCAGCCACUUGAAGCAGAGACUGCUGUCAAAGAACAUAAGAGAACUUUCGGCGAUGUGUUCGCGCCUCGUGCAACACUGCCCCAGUUAGAGGCGCCUCGCAAAUCCAGAACUUCUACGCGCAAUGCUACCAACGGCUGGAUCGAUCCUUUCGAAGCUAUCACCGACUAUAAGGCCUUCCUCGGGGGUCGCAAUAACUACUGCCUUGCACCUCUCCCCUCGGGACAUUGGCUUCAGUAUGGUGGGGUCACGUCCUCUCCGUCUGUCUGGAGCCGUCGGCAGAAACAGCAUUCUUCUCAACAAGCGGGCGAUGACGUUCCAACCGAUGACCCUGCUCUGAUUAUCGACGAGGAUGCUGCCCUCUUGCAAGGAGUGUACUCCUCUUUUGCUCCUUCGUUCGAUAGCUCUGGAGCUGUGGAACAAGCCGACACAAAAAAUCUGGUAUGGUGGAGCAAACGUGGAGCAAGGCGUUUGAACACACUCCUCUCGUUGCCGUACGUGGAAGAUGAACAGAAAGAUUCCACCUCAGUCCAGCCCGGAAGUAUCGGCGAUCUUGACGAGUCCACUCUCGAGGAGAUGGUGAAAACGUUCAACCCCGACGAUUUCGCGGACAAUAUCGUGCAUACAGAUAAAACUACGGAAAAGGACGCUCAAGAGCGAGAAAUGGACGACGUAUUGCGCGAUGUCUCUGAUCUGCUAGAGACCCUUAGCUCCUACCAAAAGAUUCGGAGUUUGGAGACUACGGCUUCUAGCGGUCAAGGAACUGAGCCUAAUGAAACAACGCCCGAUGUCACAGGAGCAGACACUCCGUCGUCGGCAGAGCAGACUGUGUAUGAGACGCUCAAGUCAAGUCUAGCAGCUCUUGUCGCAACUCUGCCACCUUACGCUGUUUCCAAGUUGGACGGUGACCAGCUGGCCGAGCUGAACAUUAGCCAAACGAUCCUGAUUGAGAAUCCUGAGUAUCAGGGCACAAUGGAAAAGGAUGACUAUGCUUUGCAGCAGGAGCGUGCCGCUGCCCUGGCUGCUACCAGUGGUGCGAAUAGAACUUCAACUCCUUCACGUUCCGGUAGCUUCCAGGCGCAGUUCAACCAACGAUCAUUCACGGCCAACGCGCGAACGCAGCCUCAGACUUUCCAGUCGCCACAACCUUACUAUGGGGCAAGGCAGAGCUCCACGCCAGCGCCAUACACUCCUGGUCAUCCCCAGCAAUUCGCUGGAGCCCGCCCUCCGUCAACGCCGCAGCAGCGACCAGGCUACUUCCCUGGAUACGCGCAGCAGCCCACCCCGCAGUACAAUCAGUACCAACGUCCCGGCCAGAACGGCUACCACCCUUACCCGGGACAACAGGGGCCUCCCGCCGCGGGUCAGGGAUCUCCGCAGCCCUACACACCGCGUCCCGGACAACCUGCGCCCUAUAACGCACCCUUUGCGGCCGGUCGCAGCGCAUCCCCCCAGAAACCUCCUUCUUACGCUACCCCCCGAGGCUCCUUCGGUCCUCCAGGCUCAGCCAACCCACAACAACGGUUCGUGCCGCAACAACAACAACAACAACAACAACAACAACCAGGCCAGCAGCCCCCUCCAUACGGAAACUACCCGUCGAACCAAGCCCCACCGCCAUCGGGAGGUUAUUCCAACUCAGCUGCGGCCAUGACCUAUGCCCGGAGCGCUGCCGAGCAGGCCAUCAUGAUGGAGAGGAACAAAGUGCAAUUAGCAGCAGCAGCUCAAAACCGACCCAGUUCAGCGACACCACAGCCAUCAGGCGAAGCCUCCCAAGAACGAAGUGCAACGCCAGGAAGCAAGCAGAACGGCACGCCAGCACCAUGAUGAGCGGGGGAUAUGAUGAGACACGGUCGAGAUGUAGGGAUAUGCGUUUGAUUAACUCUAACUUUAUUAU
Messenger RNA from Aspergillus vadensis CBS 113365, 2831 nucleotides. RefSeq lists its product as uncharacterized. The record is from RefSeq and is a predicted model, not a curated record. The transcript is spliced from 2 exons. The coding region runs from base 137 to 2761 and encodes 874 amino acids. NCBI's taxonomy places the organism in Eukaryota, Fungi, Ascomycota, Eurotiomycetes, Eurotiales, Aspergillaceae.